This is a messenger RNA of Penaeus monodon (black tiger shrimp), 3379 nucleotides long. It is a transcript of the gene E(Pc), whose product is annotated as enhancer of polycomb homolog 1-like. The record is from RefSeq and is a predicted model, not a curated record. Gene Ontology annotation, cellular component: piccolo histone acetyltransferase complex. Lineage: Eukaryota; Metazoa; Arthropoda; Malacostraca; Decapoda; Penaeidae. Gene Ontology annotation, biological process: regulation of transcription by RNA polymerase II.
CGCGCAGAGCGUGGUGUGAAGAGCCGCCAUGAUUGCGCCGAGGUUCCCGGCCACCUGAAUCACUGUUUUCCCCUCGAAUAUCCCCCUGUGUGUGUCGGAAAGCGAAAUCCAUCAAAAUGGACCGAUCGUAGGUGUCGGCCGCCUUGCUUAGCGGUGGGCUCAGCGCCGCUCGGCCCCCCCGUGAGAGUGAAUUAUGGAGUGUUUCGUGGGUGGUGUUCCUCGGCCAGGGAUCGCGUAGAGAGGCUCGGGAAAAUGAGCAAGUUCCGGGCGAGGCAGCUGGACGCCGCCAAGCCCAUCCCCGUGUUCAGGCAGGAGGACAUCCCCGACUAUGCCGAGUUCAACGCCAUCAACCGCACGGUGCCCCAGAUGCCCACGGGGAUGGAGCAUCACUUGCAACAGGCCAUCUUCCACCAACGCAUCAUACCGGUGCCAGAAGUAUAUGAUGCAUGCCCCGAAGACUCCUCCGUCCUCGACAGAAUCUACCCUCCCACGUAUAAGGCUCCCAGACAGCUAAUCCACAUCCAUCCAUUCUCGGCGGACCAAGAUAUCCCCGAGUAUGACAUGGACUCUGAGGACGAGGCGUGGCUCAGCCAGCACGCCGCCAAGGGGGAGGUGCCUCUCACCAACCUUCAGUUCGAAGAGAUGAUGGAUAGGCUGGAAAAGGCAUCCGGGCUGAAGGCUGUGACGCUGCAGGAGGCCAAGGUGCUUCUCAAGGAUGACGACGACCUCAUCAUUGCCGUUUAUGACUACUGGCUCAACAAGAGGCUGCGACUAGCGCACCCACUAAUUCCACAGGUCAAGACAGAGAAGGGCUCUGGAUCCAAUUCCAGUGACCCUUAUGUGGCUUUCCGUAAGAGAACGGAAAAGAUGCAGACCAGGAAGAACCGUAAGAAUGAUGAGUCUAGUUAUGAGAAGAUGCUAAAACUGCGGAGAGACCUUUCCCGUGCUGUCACCCUCCUUGAGAUGGUCAAGCGAAGAGAGAAGGCUAAGAGAGAGCACCUCCACCUCAACAUUGAAAUUUUCGAGAGGAGGUAUGAAAUGCAAGACUUCUCGGGUUCAGUUUUGGCGGAAGUUAGUGCACUGCGGACCCAGAGACCAGCCUUUGCGCCCCUCUUCUCCAAUCACCAACUGUCAUCUGGAACCACUGCUGCUAGUGCAACGUCUAGCAGCACGUGGCUUAAAGUUGCACCUUUGUCACAUUCCAGCAAAGUGAGUAAAAAAAGAGAGGAUGGAAAGCGAGAACGGCGGUCCUAUCGAAAACGUCCGCGACGGCACCACGGCCAAAUCUCUUCCUCCGCUUCGUCCACGCCCCCCACGCCUCAACUCACCCCCACGUACACCCACCCGCCUGAUCCCUAUACCAUUGCUUCUACGUACCCUCAGGACUCCCUAGCAUAUUUCGGCUCCCAGCUCAGAGAUGAGGUCGCUUCCCCCCUCCCCUUCAGAAGCGAGGAAGAAAAUGAACCAGAAAGGUGUCCCUUCACAUUUAGAAGGAAAAAAUUUACUUAUUAUCAUGCGCGGCACUCUUCCUCCGCUUCGUCCACGCCCCCCACGCCUCAACUCACCCCCACGUACACCCACCCGCCUGAUCCCUAUACCAUUGCUUCUACGUACCCUCAGGACUCCCUAGCAUAUGCGGCUCCCAGCUCAGAGGAUGAGGUCGCUUCACCCUCCCCUUCAGAAGCAGAGGAAGAAAAUGAACCAGAUGGUGUCUUCACAUUUAGAAGGAAAAAAUUUACUAAUUAUCAUGCGCCUAAGGAAGGUAACUGGCCUUGGGUCCCACCGAGUGAAGGUGGAGGUGGAGACCCGAGAUUUAGAUUUUCCCUCACCUCCUUGGCACAUCCUGCUCGUCGGUGUAUAGGCUUUGCCCGCAGGAGAGUUGGCAGAGGUGGCAGAGUAUGGAUAGACAGAUUAAGCACUCCCUUAGAUGACCUGUGGUCCAAGACCGACUUCAGAAGUGUGGGUCCCAAUGGCCUCACAGCAACCAAUGACUUCUUGCAUGAGGUCAAAACUGAAUGGCCGCACUUCUGUCCAAGCUCUCCUCCUGAAGACAACGACACUGAUGUGGAAAUUGAUGUGGAAACUGUAGGAGUCCCGGUUACCUUAACUCCGGAUGUGAACCUCAAUUCAGCCUCGUCCCCAGAGGAGCUGAACUUGGCGUCUGCAGUGCCAUCAUCCGUCUUCAUCACGGCAGAGGUCAUGGAUGGGGAUGCCAUGGGCAAUAUAACAGAAUUAGAAGUGUCAAUACCUUCAGACUUAGACACGUUACUUAGUGGGGACUCCGGUGUGAUAAUCGGGGAGAAUUUAGAAGUGGAUCUUGUGACAGACAAUAGUAGUCACGAUGGGAAAAGUGGCAGUGGGACUAAUGGUGGCUCCAGCAGCAGUAGUGGUGUGACUUACCAUGAUCUCGCAAGCAGUGAAUGGGCAUCAAAUUUCAGUAGUACAAGUGACAGGCAACAGCAACAUUCCGUAGACUUCACCACGCAACCAACAUCCAAAUUCAUGACCCUGGACUCGACUAACACGCUUCCCUUGGCAGUAUCGGGACUGCAACUUAGUACAAGCAAUGUGACGGGUGACGAGAUGCAGCCUUCAUCUUUACUGCCGCCCUCGUCAUCUGCGGCAGCAACAUCCUCCUCCGUCUCCUUUUCUAUUUCCUCAGCAACUAGUCUAAGUAACAGCUUACAGUGUGCCUCCUCUAGCAGUGGUGUGAGUGACAAGGUUGGCAGCGAGUGUUCAAACAGUGAAAGUAGCGGUGGCAAUGGCCAAGCGAUAACGUCACAGCACCAGGACUCCUUGUCUGCGGAUGCGUCGUGUGUACCCAGUGGACUUCAUUUAUCUAAUAAUAAAAAUAAUGGUAGCAAUGUUAUAAGUAGUUCAACUACAAAUAAUCUGGUGUCUCAAAAAUUGUUCGCUUCAACAACUCGGACAAACGAUAGCUUACCAAACAGUGACAGCAAUAGUAGUGCAGCAGUGUUUACCAACGGGCCGAGCAACUCCUUGGAUAGCUCUAAAUGUGCUAAGCUGGACCAUUACAUGUUCCACGAAACUUGAACUUUGUCCUGAAAAUUAACAAAUGCCAUGAAAAAUUUUGUUUUCGAUUUAAUUCAUGUCUUUAACUUAUUUUUAUACGGAAUGCACAAGGAAAAUAAUAAGAUGUGUUGAUUAUUCCAUGUCAUCUGGUGUUUUAUUCGAAAUCCUCUUUUUUUUGCCUGUGCAAGUUCAUAACAAUUAGGCCAAGUUCAUUGCAUUGGGUUCUCCAGCUGAGACAGCCUUCAAUGCACCAUCAAUUCCAACACUCUCAUGUCCUUGUUUCAUUUGCUCAAAAAUUUCUAAAACUGUAUAGAAGUUAAAAGUACAAAUAAAUGAAUACAAGAAA